CCCAUAUCUUCUCAGCAAUUUGCAACUUUUGCAAGUAAAAGUGGUCUCGACAGUUGUCAGUAGUGAGCUCCUUUGGCCUUUGCAGCAUCAAAAUGACUACUGAAGCCUAUGCUGACACAGAGUAUUGGGAAAAAAGGUGGGAAGAAGGGAGAACUAGAUGGCACAGGGACUAUGUUGAAAAUAUCCUGAAGAAUCAUUGUGAUUUCCUAACAGCUGGUGGAGGUAAAUGCUCUAUUUUUGUGCCUCUCUGUGGCAAGACUCUAGACAUGAAGUGGUUAGCCGAGGAAGGACACACAGUAGUAGGUGUUGAUAUCGUCGACUUAUCUGCUCAGCAAUUCUUCACUGAAAAUGAUAUCCCGUUUAAAAAACAUAGCAUAGAAGACUUCUCUGUUUAUGAAGCCACAGAUGAUGCAAUCAAAAUUAAAUUCUUUGUUGGCGAUGUCUUCAAGAUCUCAGCCGAAUGCUUUGAUGCUGUUUGGGAUUGCAACGCCCUGGUGGCCAUUAAUCCACAAGACAGAGAAAAAUAUAUACAGAAGAUUGAUUCUUUGUUGAAGCCUUCUGGGCGCAUUCUUCUCACUACUUAUGAGUAUGAUAAGACUCUUCGUAAUGCUCAUCCAUUCUCUAUGCCUCCUGGUGACAUUGAAGCACUCUUUUCUUCAUUUAAUGUGCAAACAGCUGAAACAAUAGAUGAGACAGAACGAUUUAAGACUAACUUCAAUCUUCCAUGGGCAAAAAGACACGUUUUUCAUAUCACAAGGAAGCAGCAAACUUCUUGAAAAGAGAAUUAUUAUAUUACUACAAUUUUGCUCACAAUUGUAAUAUUGGUUGUUACUCUUAUUGAAAGAAACAUUACUGGGUAGCUUA
This is a messenger RNA of Amphimedon queenslandica, 864 nucleotides long. RefSeq names its product probable thiopurine S-methyltransferase. The transcript has 3 exons. The record is from RefSeq and is a predicted model, not a curated record. NCBI's taxonomy places the organism in Eukaryota, Metazoa, Porifera, Demospongiae, Haplosclerida, Niphatidae. The coding region runs from base 93 to 776 and encodes 227 amino acids. Gene Ontology annotation, molecular function: thiopurine S-methyltransferase activity.